Molecule: messenger RNA, 2115 nt
Organism: Rana temporaria (common frog)
Lineage: Eukaryota; Metazoa; Chordata; Amphibia; Anura; Ranidae
Gene: SLC39A6
Product: solute carrier family 39 member 6
Exons: 9
Coding region: 99-2042 (647 amino acids)
Biological process (GO): intracellular zinc ion homeostasis; zinc ion import across plasma membrane
Cellular component (GO): membrane
Molecular function (GO): zinc ion transmembrane transporter activity
Source: RefSeq, a predicted model, not a curated record
AUCCGGUGACAGAGCGUUGCCGGUGUGAUGUCACAAAGUGUGUGGGCGUGUCCGGUGCCUCCAGAAGUGCGGAUGAGAAGGGUCGCACGAGGGAGAGGAUGCGGCCGCUUCUUAUUGUGUGUAUGGCCGCUGUGAUGUGCCGGCCGGGUACCGGGACCGAAGCCGCCAUUACCGUGACGUUACCUCCGCAGGGCGGGGUGACGGCGGUGAGCCCCUCAAGCCCGGUGUCUCCCGGGGUGGACUCGGUGCUGGCGCUCAGGGCACAGCGUCAUAACCUGCUUCUUCUGUUCCAGAGAUAUGGAGAGAAUAACCAGAGCCUCACCGUGUCCGGCUUCGUGCAACUACUCCGCAGUCUGGGGGAGGAGAGGAAGAAGAGCAUCGCUAUUCACAAUCACCACCACCACCAUCAUCAUCAUCACCAUCAGGAUCCGCACCAUCAUCAUCAUAACCACCAUCAUCGUCACCACCAUCACCCUCAUCAUCCUCCUAGCAGCCCCAGUCCAUGUGAGCAGAGGAGGGAGAAGAGACAUGUCACCUCUGGGGAGAGCCCAGCACAAACAAACCUCACCCUGGGAGCUGAAGUGGAGUGUUUAAAUGCCUCACGUCUGCUGACUUUGCAUGGAAUGGACACGCAGAUGCUUCUUGAUGUAGAUGAGUUUCGAUUUAUCUGCCCAGCUAUUAUUAAUCAAAUCGACAGAAAGUCCUGCUUAAUUAAUGCGCCAGAGGAAGCUCCUGAAGAAGCUUUGGCUGGAAGCAACCAAGGUGUAUAUUCUGUGAAAGUAGCAUGGGUUGGUGGCUUUAUAUCAAUUACUGUUAUAAGUGUGUUGUCAUUGCUGGGUAUCAUUCUGGUUCCUCUGAUGAAUAAAGUGUUCUUCAAAUUUCUGCUAAGUUUCCUGGUGGCGCUGGCAGUGGGCACUUUAAGCGGGGAUGCUUUUUUACAUCUACUUCCACAUUCUCAUGCAAAACAUUACCAUAGUCAUGGUGGAAAUGUGAAUGAAAGUCAUGCAGAUGAAAAGGCUGAGGAGAGUGCUCUUUUGGAUGCUACAUUUAAGGGCCUGACUGCACUUGGGGGUCUCUAUUUCAUGUUUUUGGUAGAGCAUUUGAUUACCUUGAUCAAGCAGUAUAAAGACAAGAAACAAAAGAAUCAGAAGAAAACUGAAAAUGAUGAGGACUUUGAAGUUAAAAAGCAACUGUCAAAUCAUUCUCAUAUUGAAGAUAAAGAGACUUCAGAGGCAGAUUUCCAUACGGAUAAUGAAGGCUACGUAGAUGGUCAAGCACAAGAUGUAUCUCAACAGCCAACUGCUCCAGAGGAAGAAGAGGAGAUAAUGAUUGCUCAGUCUCAUGAUGAAACUAGUUACAGGGAGUACGUCUCCAGAGGAUGUGAAAACAAAUGUCAUUCUCACUUUCAUGACACACUUGGACAGUCUGAUGACCUUAUACAUCAUCACCAUGACUACCACCAUAUCUUACAUCAUCAUCAUCACCAAAAUCACCAUCCACAUAGCCAUUCUCAGCGCUACUCCCGGGAGGAGCUUAAAGAUGCUGGCAUUGCCACCUUGGCCUGGAUGGUAAUAAUGGGUGAUGGACUGCACAACUUCAGUGAUGGUUUAGCUAUUGGAGCAGCAUUUACUGAAGGCUUAUCCAGUGGAUUAAGUACAUCUGUAGCUGUUUUUUGUCAUGAACUACCACAUGAAUUAGGGGAUUUUGCAGUCCUCCUGAAAGCUGGAAUGACUGUAAAACAAGCAGUGUUAUACAAUGUCUUGUCUGCUAUGCUUGCGUACCUGGGUAUGAUCACUGGGAUUCUGAUAGGCCAUUAUGCAGAGAACGUUUCAAUGUGGAUCUUUGCUCUUACAGCAGGACUAUUUAUGUAUGUGGCUUUUGUUGAUAUGGUACCUGAGAUGUUGCACAAUGAUGCAAGCGACCAUGGCUGCAGUCGUUGGGGAUAUUUUCUCUUGCAGAAUGCGGGAAUUCUUUUAGGAUUUUUCAUCAUGUUGGUUAUUUCUGUAUUUGAACCUAGAAUUUUUUUCAAUGUUAACCUAUAACUAUAUAGGUUGCCUGUGGUCAUCAAAUUCACACAGCAAACAAAGUUGUUUUUGUUUUCUUUUUUUUUUUUUA